ACUGGCUGAUCAGAUACAGGAACGACUGGACACGAAUAAAUGGAAAUGAGUAGUAACUGCUGAUCAGAGCUGCAUCACGGAUGAACAUCGUGUCAUGUGGUUUUUACUACAUCGCAUGUAAAGGAUGUUUUUUAUUGUCAGCUUUGUUUUUAAAUAAGAUCUGCUGUUUUGCACCGUUACCUGCAGGGGGCGCUGUUGUCCAUGAAUCUAUUCUUCUACGUCACCAGAUCUAACGCAACAGACGUGUGUUUGGGUAUAUUAUAACAUCUUCGUUUAAUUUUCUGUGCUAAAUUAAAGUUACAGCCAAAGCUUUUUUUAAUCGCAGCGGAAGUUGCGUGCAGCGUGCGGCACGCGCAGCGUCGGCCGCUGCUCGUGCAGCUGGCUCGCGUCCCGCGGGGCGGAGCGUCGCGAGGCCGCCUCUCGUUCUGCGCUCUUGUUUUCUCAACCUUCCGCCGGAGCAGCUGCACAGACCGCGAGGAGCGGAGCGUCCGAACGGAACCGCUCACCGACCCGAGGCUCGUCCGUGGACUUUGCUUCCCGUCCGAGUCCUGAAUUGACGUAUGCGUGAUUCCCAAGGACAGCCGCGGACCGCGGGACCACGUCGGGCCGCUGCAGGUUCGUGAGCAUCGCUGCCCGGCACCGACACCGCCCACCCCGUCCCGAAGGAGCGUUUGAACUCCGGAGUUUGUCCGCUUCUAAAUGGCUUCGAGCGCGCGAGGAGAAUACUAAUGAACGGCGCCCCGCGUGCGCUGCUGCUGCUGAGGCCGCGGCGCGGCGCCGGACACCCGUCCUUCAGCCCGAAACCAGGAUUCAUGCUCCGGGUCUGAGCACCGAGCGGUUCGGGUUCGCGGGAUCGGGCCGGUUCCCCUGCUCAGCUCAUCUGCGGGAACGAACACGCCAGAAUGGGCAACAGCUUCUCCAACAUCGCUGCCUUCCAGUCUCUGCACAUCGUCAUGCUGGGCUUGGACUCCGCAGGCAAAACCACGGUCCUUUACAGACUGAAAUUCAACGAAUUCGUCAACACGGUUCCCACGAUCGGCUUCAACACGGAGAAAAUCAAGCUGAGCAACGGCUCGGCGAAGGGCAUCAGCUGCCACUUCUGGGACGUGGGGGGGCAGGAGAAGCUGCGGCCGCUGUGGAAGUCCUACAGCCGCUGCACCGACGGCAUCAUCUACGUGGUGGACUCCGUGGACGUGGACCGGCUGGAGGAGGCCAAGACCGAGCUGCACAAAGUCACCAAGUUCGCGGAGAACCAGGGCACGCCGCUGCUGGUCAUCGCCAACAAGCAGGACCUGCCGCGCUCUCUGCCGGUGGCCGAGCUGGAGAAGCAGCUGGCUCUGCACGAACUGGGCCCCGGCACCGCCUACCACGUGCAGCCGGCGUGCGCCAUCAUAGGCGAGGGGCUGCACGAGGGCAUGGACAAGCUGUACGAGAUGGUGCUGAGGAGGAGGAGGUCGCUGAAGCAGAAGAAGAAGCGCUGACGGGCACGAGGAGGCGGCGUGCGUGAAGGGAUGGGGAGGAACGGGCGGGCCUGUUUGAGUGCUGCUGCCGCGGAGCCUUGGACUGUUUUUAUUCCUCUACUAGGACACGCGUUGGGGCUCCGGCUGUCGGACUGUUUUCUCUGAGCAUUGAAGUAGCCUUUCCUCAGUCUGCGGCUAUUCUGCACUUUUCAUUUCCUAACACUACACUGUAUUAACAAGGACCAGGGUGGGUGAUGUACUAAAGCCAAAUUGAAGUAUUUUUGAAUAUUAAAAUAUUUGAAAUCCAA
This is a messenger RNA of Betta splendens (Siamese fighting fish), 1768 nucleotides long. RefSeq names its product ADP-ribosylation factor-like protein 4C. The coding region runs from base 903 to 1481 and encodes 192 amino acids. Gene Ontology annotation, biological process: intracellular protein transport; endocytic recycling. The record is from RefSeq and is a predicted model, not a curated record. Gene Ontology annotation, molecular function: GTPase activity; GTP binding. Gene Ontology annotation, cellular component: cytoplasm. NCBI's taxonomy places the organism in Eukaryota, Metazoa, Chordata, Actinopteri, Anabantiformes, Osphronemidae. The transcript has a single exon.